AUGUCUCAGCUUAGCUACGCCCGCUACGGCAAGGAUAAUGUCCGCCUGUACAAGGUCGACAAGGACCCCAAGACCGGCAUCCACACAGUUGUCGAGCAGACAGUGCGCAUCUUGCUCGAGGGAGACAUUGAGCAAUCCUACACCAAGGCAGACAACUCGGUAGUCGUCGCGACCGACACGCAGAAGCAGACCACCUACAUUCUCGCAAAGCAACACCCCAUCGACCCACCAGAGCAGUUCGCCGCCAUCAUUGGCAACCACUUCAUCAAGACCUACCCUCACAUACAUGCUGCCCACGUCAAGAUCAUCCAGCACCGAUGGACGCGCAUGUCCGUUGACGGCAAGCCUCACCCACACUCAUUCUACCGCGACGGCGAAGAGACGCGUGUCAUCGAGGCCGUAACCCGUGAAAACGAAGGCGUCUCCAUCCGCUCCAAGAUUGAGAAGCUGCUCGUCCUCAAGAGCACAGGAUCAGCAUUCCAUGGUUUCCAUCGCGACGAGUACACAAGACUACCCGAGACAUGGGAUCGUAUCCUGAGCACCGAGAUUGAAGCCGGGUGGCAGUGGAAGCUGUUCAAGACUUUGGAUGAGGUUAGCAAGAUUGACUUCGGCGCUGCAUGGAGAACUGCGCGAGAUAUCACCAUGAAGGUGUUUGCCGAGGACGACAGCGCGAGCGUGCAGGCAACCAUGUACAAAAUGUGCGAUUUGAUAUUGGCAGCUGUCCCCGAGGUUGAGGCUGUGGACUAUUCGCUCCCCAACAAGCACUACUUUGAAAUAGAUCUCUCAUGGCACAAGGACAUCAAGAACACAGGCAAGGACGCCACGGUUCUCGCGCCUCAAACUGACCCCAAUGGUCUCAUUCAGUGCACUGUCACCCGAAAGGGAACAAAGUCCAAGUUGUAA
Messenger RNA from Bipolaris zeicola 26-R-13, 903 nucleotides. RefSeq lists its product as uncharacterized. The transcript is spliced from 3 exons. Gene Ontology annotation, biological process: purine nucleobase catabolic process; urate catabolic process. Bases 1 to 903 code for a protein of 300 amino acids. NCBI's taxonomy places the organism in Eukaryota, Fungi, Ascomycota, Dothideomycetes, Pleosporales, Pleosporaceae. Gene Ontology annotation, molecular function: urate oxidase activity. The record is from RefSeq and is a predicted model, not a curated record. Gene Ontology annotation, cellular component: peroxisome.